AUGGAGGUAAACACCGAAAAGGAGCAUGCGCAGAGAUCCCGCUCGACGCCGCCCUACGCCCGUGGUAAAAGUGGCGCGGGAAAACUAACAGUUGUGGUGAUCUUACCCUCAGAGUCUGUCUGCACCAUCCGGAGUGUGCCAUUGUCGGUCACGGUGAACUGGGUCUUUUGUCACCUGGAGUUAUUGUCAGGAAUUGCUAGCGAUAUAUGCACUCUACAUUACCCAGACGGUUCCGAUGUGCGGAAAAAUGAAAACUUGAUUUUAACGCAGAAGUGUGAGAAAACUGUAGUGCUACGGUUACAACUGCGGGAUGGAUAUCACGGCCUCUGCAAGUCUGUGACAAACGAUAACUGGUCGGAUCUGGAGGAAGUGUUGAUAGACAGCGUUCGUCAAGAUGCUGAGAGUAACAGCGAUGGACUUGAGCAGGAUGGGUGGUCCUCUGACAAAUGGUUUUAUUCCCUGUUUCUUGCCAGCAGUUUGGACAGAGAUAAACUUUGUCGCCGGAUUUUAACAAAAAAUGACAUCGUAAACCGGGUAACUAAGUUCGGCCACACGGCUCUCCAUGCUGCGGUCUGCAGAGAUAGAGUGGCCGUGGUGGACAUCUUGCUGCAACAUAAAGUCAACCUGACCAUGUCCAACGCAUUAGGACAAACACCACUACAUACCGCUAUCAGUAGAUCCAGUAAGCGAUGCGCAAAGAAGCUCAGGUACGUCCUGUUCCAUGAGAGGUCCACAGAACUGUGCACCAGUCCCGAUUCUUCUCCGCCACAGCCAUCACGUGAGCCAACGCCCGCCAUGCCCAGAUCACGUGCACAAAUGCUCUUCCGCAAAUAUGGCAUCAAAGAGACGAUACCCAAGCCCUGGCAUCCCUCACAGAACGCUGCCCCCAAGUCCAAUCCACAGUCCAGGGACAAACAAGAUAUUCGCCAGGGUCUCAGCAUAAGUUUGCAAGAUACAAACGAAAAUUCCACCGUUUCCUCUCAUUCCGCCCAACCCCAGAAUAACGUCGAAACUCGCCGGGCUUCGUCCGCUAAAUUACCUGUCACACAGAAGGUUCUGCGGAUGCCCUCCCGGGGACGCUCUGCUGAACCAGAAAAAUCCUCAUAUUGGGCGAAAAUUCCUAAAGCGCGAAUUCUUCUUCAACUAUCGGGCAGAGCAAACCCAUCACUCGUCGGGUUUAAAGGCUCAUCAGACAGCGCUGCAUUUGAAAGCAAACUAAACGUAGUUGAUUUCCGGUUAGCCAACCAAUCAAAGAAGGUCCCAGGCUGUCAUGCGCCCCACCCUUCACCAGAAUCACUAUCCCCUCCAGAUCACUUGGAAUUUCGGGAAGGGUCGAAAGCUACUGAUGGUUCUCCCGAGGAAAAAAAUGGGGAGCGUCAGCUUGGAGUGGAAGAAUCGGAAAAGCCCGGCAAAUAUGACAGACAACAGUCAUCCUCUAGCAUCAGAUCUCGGGCUGAAGGCGACAGAAUGUCACCAAAACCACCCAACAGGGUAAAAUGGUUGUCAAUAAAACGAAAACUACGACUAGCAUAUCUACAAUCAAGAGCACAAAGAACGAAAACUGGCUUAAAUGAAGCCGCGUUUAAAGCUUGGAUGGAGAGAAAAGCGAAAGAAACGCGUUCUUCUAAGGUUAGUCAUACUGAGGAAUGCGAAACAGACUCAGAAAAUGAAAAUUCUGGUGACAAAGCUUUUCAGAAAUGGCUGCAUGACAAAAAACAUGCGCCUGAAAAUCACAGAAUUUUCCGGGGACGUUAUAACAGUGUCUUUCAUACUGGCAGUACUAUGGUUGGCGAGGCGAAGCAUCCCGAUAGCAAAGAGUACAAAGAUGCCCACAAAAACUGGUUGAAAUCUCGAGAGGGGUGGCAGUUGGACUUGCCCUCUGGAGUGUCACGGACAGAAUUUAAACAAUCAAAGGCCUAUAAAUGCAUGGAAGCUCAAAGACGGAGGAUGCGGACCAGUGCAGUGACGUAUGAGGAGUGGAUGGACGCCAAAUACGUACGAAGUCGUUUUCUCAAAGAACUGGAAUCACUGGACACUGCUGAGCGCAAACAGGAAAUGAAUUCAAUGUUGUGAGGUAUAUUUAGGAACUCCAGUCACGUCGUUCACAGGAUGUGGACCACGGGGAUAGGGGGGAAUAAUAGUUGUGCCUUUCCUUAUAGCUCGUACAUUGCCUAUACACCGUUUCCGCGCAUUUACACCAUUUGUUAUUGAUUUCGAAAUGAUUUGGGAAAACUUCGAGUAAACAAGAAUGAUGUAGACCUUUCUUCUGUGUUUAAUACCACUAUCCGCU
Liolophura sinensis is the source of this 2290-nucleotide messenger RNA. RefSeq lists its product as uncharacterized. Gene Ontology annotation, molecular function: protein binding. The transcript is spliced from 3 exons. The record is from RefSeq and is a predicted model, not a curated record. Bases 1 to 2073 code for a protein of 690 amino acids. NCBI's taxonomy places the organism in Eukaryota, Metazoa, Mollusca, Polyplacophora, Chitonida, Chitonidae.